AUGGGGGCAAAGGUGGCGCACUGCGUGAGAAAUCAGCGAGAGCAGCAGCAGCAGCAGAAGAAGAAAGGACUUAGUAGCGACCAAUCAAAUGAGCUCCGGGGAGCAAAGGGGCGUGGUCAUCCCUGCCCUGUGCUCGGCUUUCUAAACUCCCCUCCCGCGGCAGGUCAUCCGCCGUUACCAAGAGGAGAACCGCCGUUACCAAGAGAAGAACCACCGUUACCAAGAGGAGAACCACCGUUACCAAGAGGAGAACCUUCGUUACCAAGAGGAGAACCGCCGUUACCAAGAGGAGAACCGCCGACACCAAGAGGCGAUCCGCCAAUACCAAGAGGAGGACCGCCAACACCAAGAGCAGAACCGCCGACACCAAGAGGAGAACGGCCGUUACCAAGAGGAGAUCCGCCAUUACCAAGAGGAGGACCUCCGACACCAAGAGGAGAACCGCCGUUACCAAGAGGAGAACAGGCCGUUACCAAGAGGAGAACCGCCGUUACCAAGAGGAGAUCCGCCAUUACCAAGAGGAGGACCGCCGACACCAAGAGGAGGACCGCCGUUACCAAGAGGAGGACCGCCGUUACCAAGAGGAGAACCGCCAUUACCAAGAGGAGAACCGACGUUAUCAAGAGGAGAUCCGCCAUUACCAAGAGGAGAACCGCCGACACCAAGAGGCGAUCCGCCAUUACCAAGAGGAGAACCACCGUUACCAAGAGGAGAACCGCCGACACCAAGAGGAGAACGGCCGUUACCAAGAGGAGAUCCGCCAUUACCAAGAGGAGGACCUCCGACACCAAGAGGAGAACCGCCGUUACCAAGAGGAGAACAGGCCGUUACCAAGAGGAGAACCGCCGUUACCAAGAGGAGAUCCGCCAUUACCAAGAGGAGGACUGCCGACACCAAGAGGAGGACCGCCGUUACCAAGAGGAGAACCGACGUUACCAAGAGGAGAACCGCCAUUACCAAGAGGAGAACCGACGUUAUCAAGAGGAGAUCCACCAUUACCAAGAGGAGGACCACCGACACCAAGAGGAGGACCGCCGACACCAAGAGGAGAACCGCCGUUACCGAGAGGACAUCCACCAUUACCGAGAGGAGAACCGCCGACACCAAGAGGAGAACCGACGUUACCAAGAGGAGAUUCACCAUUACCAAGAGGAGAUCCGCCAUUACCAAGAGGAGGACCGCCGACACCAAGAGGAGGACCGCCGACACCAAGAGGAGGACCGCCGACACCAAGAGGAGGACCGUCGACACCAAGAGGAGAACCACUGUUACCAAGAGGAGAACCGACGUUACCAAGAGGAGAACCGACGUUACCAAGAGGAGAACCGACGUUACCAAGAGGAGAACCGCCGCCAGCGCCGCCUCCUGAAGGGAGUGUGCAACACGGAGAUGAAAGAGACCUGUCCUAAAGUACCUGAAGAGGAGCACAUAGAAGUACCUGAGCCCUGUGCAGUUGAGCCAUUGGCUAAAAAACCUGAUGGCUCUGAUGCCAGAGAGAAAGACACCGAAAGGCUUGAGGACAACAUCACCAGCCCACUACAGGAUAUUACCUUUAGAAACCUCAACACAACCCCAGAAAUCCCUCAGCCAAGAUGUAGUAAGGAACUCGACAACCUCGGAAAUCUGAAACCAUCAAAAACUUCAGACACAAAGACAGUGGAAGACACUCUGCAGAAGACAAUCUACAAGUUUCGAAGGAGGAAGCCCGACGAGCGCCACAGUGUUGUUACUGACUCACCUGAAUACACGUGUGUUUUGCAGACACUUUUCCAAGACUGCAAGAACUUGCCUGAAAACAAGAAACCUCUGUUGUUUGCCAAAGUUAUUACCAAUGAGAAUAUCAGACCUCACAGAAUACACAGACCUCGUAAUGAUGCCAACAAGUCGUCAAGAGGGAACUUCACAUAUCACAGUGAUGCUCCUGAAUGGCCGCAGAUGCCUAUGAAGGAUCACGCUUUGAAGCCAGUAACAUGUCUUCCAGAGAUCAGGGACAGAGAGCUGAAGGAGAGACAAGUCAUUAAUUGCGAUGCUGAGCACAACGAAGCGACCGAGCGACUGCAGAAGCUAUCAGGACGGGGUCACUCAAAGCUCCUGAUAUUUUCAGGCGCACAAGAGGAGGAGGAAAUGAAAAACCAAGCUCUCGGCGAGCACUGUCGCAACAUGCCGCAUAUGCUGGGAGCCAUGCCGCACGGCAUGGUUUACGACCCCAAGGAGACUCCCACUUUUGGACUGGUCCACAUCUGCUGCUCCAGUCUCCAGAGUUUCAUGGCCUGCCCCUUUUUGAGUUUCCAGGACGAAGCGGUGUGCCUGAAACCCUUGAACAACCUCUACUGCAACAUCCAAGGAGAGAUAAUGGUUACGGGCGUUUCGUGGUGCGACCUGGUGGUGUUUGCCAAAGAUGACAUGCUGGUUCAGAGAAUUUACCGGGACGGAGGCAGGAUCUAG
Messenger RNA from Nerophis lumbriciformis (worm pipefish), 2445 nucleotides. The record is from RefSeq and is a predicted model, not a curated record. NCBI's taxonomy places the organism in Eukaryota, Metazoa, Chordata, Actinopteri, Syngnathiformes, Syngnathidae.